This is a messenger RNA of Diospyros lotus (date-plum), 1240 nucleotides long. Its product is annotated as N-acylphosphatidylethanolamine synthase. The transcript is spliced from 5 exons. The record is from RefSeq and is a predicted model, not a curated record. Gene Ontology annotation, biological process: phospholipid metabolic process. Lineage: Eukaryota; Viridiplantae; Streptophyta; Magnoliopsida; Ericales; Ebenaceae. The coding region runs from base 188 to 1051 and encodes 287 amino acids.
GUGAUAAAUGCAGAGGCGUGUCUUUGGGUAGUUUGCAGCCAAAAUGGAGCGUUGAAAAAAGGGCAAACACAAAUAUGAGUUGGAUCGAUUCCCAAUUGAGUUUGAGCUUGGCCUCGAUCGCUAACUACAGCGGCCAGGUUCUCUCUCCCUCUCAUCGGUCGGCGGAAGAAGAAAUCGAUCAGAUCAGAUGGGAGGGCGGCGCACGACGGUGGAGUGGGCGGCGCGAGCGAGCCACAUGGGAGGAGUACCGCGGAAGAUUGUGUUCAUGGCGGUGGGAGGCUUAGCAAAAGCGGUCGCGACUCUCCUCAACUCCACCACCGUUCACAAUGCCGACACCCUCCUCCGCCUCGUACGAUCCCGGCCUCCCGGCAUCCCUCUCCUCACCGUCAGCAACCACAUGUCCACGUUGGAUGACCCUGUAAUCUGGGGAUUUAAGGGUUUCCCCACAAUAGAUGCAAAAUUGGCACGAUGGGUAUUAGCUGCCGAAGACAUUUGCUUCAAAAAUAGGCUGCUGUCGUAUUUUUUCCGACUUGGGAAAUGUAUACCAAUAACAAGGGGUGGUGGGAUAUAUCAAGAACACAUGAAUGAAGCUCUGGAUCGCUUGAGUGAUGGAGCGUGGUUGCAUACAUUUCCAGAGGGAAAAGUGUCGCAAGAAGGUGGACCAGUUAGAAGAUUGAAGUGGGGGACUGCCAGUCUGAUUGCUCGGGCUCCUGUGACCCCUAUAGUUUUGCCCAUUGUUCAUCAAGGCUUACAAGAGGUGAUGCCCGAGAACUAUUUAUUUGGACGGAGGCCUCCUUUUCCAUUAUUUAACAAGAAAAUAAAGAUAAUUAUUGGCGACCCAGUUGAAUUUGACCUUCCUAAAUUGAGAGAGAUGGCAAUCUACAAGUCGAAGGAUUCAUCGUCUUCAACUUCAGGGUGGCCCAGCGCCUCCUGUCACGGGCUCAAUGAGGCUGCACAAAAAUGUCUCUUCAGCAGUAUAUCAACUAGAAUCUGGACAGCCAUGGAAAAUUUACGAAUGGACGGUAAAACACCUGCAGAAUCAAAGAGUUGAAAUUUGUAUCUUUUUCUAGGAGAUCCGUCAGUUUUAUUUUCAAAUUUUAUUUAUUUUUUCGGUUUUUAUUGUUCCCUUGGGGACAAAUUGUUUUUGACCUUGAGAAAUUUUUUACUGUCUGAAUUAUUUAUUGAAAUUGCUCAUACUAGAUUUUGGACAUCAAAUAUCAUUUGCUUAUACUUCACAUUU